This is a messenger RNA of Planococcus citri (citrus mealybug), 3189 nucleotides long. Its product is annotated as proton-associated sugar transporter A-like. NCBI's taxonomy places the organism in Eukaryota, Metazoa, Arthropoda, Insecta, Hemiptera, Pseudococcidae. The record is from RefSeq and is a predicted model, not a curated record. Bases 438 to 2357 code for a protein of 639 amino acids. The transcript is spliced from 12 exons. Gene Ontology annotation, cellular component: membrane. Gene Ontology annotation, molecular function: sucrose:proton symporter activity.
UGAUCACAACAUUUGAAAAAUAGUUUACUUAAAGUGUCGAUUUGAUGCUUGAGAAUUGAAUUCCUAUACACCUAUGGUACUUCAAAACAUCCCUUCUACUACAAUCUACGUCUUCUUUUUUCUAUAGUCUAACUGUUCUUUUUUUCUUUUCUCAUGCCCAUGUCCUUCAGUUUUUAAGAAUAGACCUACCAUUGUCAGCGUAGAAGCGUUAAAUUCGUUGUAUUUCGAUGUUACACUCGUCGGAUGUGGAUUUGUUGUGUGUGAUUUAUUAAUUGAAAUUGUAGUGUCAACGAGAAUGCUGUAGAUUUUUCAAAAACUUGGAAUAACCGCGUAAAUUUGAAGGAUGAUAAACUGAAAAUAAAAUACUUAUACGCGAUUACCCCAAGUGUCUUCGAACAAAGUGCAUACCCAGACCCAUUUAAGUACAUAAUGCGAAAAUGGUAGACAAGCUGCACAACUAUCAAGGCACUGUCGGCCAAUUACACACAAUUCGUGAUACCGUUAAAACAAAUUACGAAAAUUGGAAAGAAAAUCGAGGAAAUUUGGAAGCUAAGAAAAUCAUCGACAAUGUAUUCCGUAAAGAACAAGUCAAUCAGAAGUCCAAUCAACAGGAAGAGUUUCCUUUCGCUCAUUUGUACAGGAAGAAGACGCGAUGGGAACUGAUCAGAUUAUGCGCCACUGUAAUGGGCAUAGAAUUCACUUACUCAGCCAUAACAGCAUUUUCAGGGCCAAUUUUAUUAGAAAUUGGAGUCAAACAAAGCGUCAUGUCUUUAGUAUUCACCUUGUCUCCCAUCCUGGGAUUCUUCCUAUCGCCUGUUACUGGCUCAUUAAGUGAUCGAUGCGAGUCCAGAAUGGGACGUCGACGAAUUUUUAUAGUGAUUUUCUCAAUUUUUGAAAUUAUUGGUCUUAUGUUAAUUCCACAUGGUAAGAGAUUCGGUGAUUAUAUGGGAGGCAAGUCUACUCAUUUGUAUCGAAAUUACACUAUGCAGCAGCAAAAGAAUAGCACCAUUGCUGAAAUGAUCCUUCAGCAAGACGCCAUUACGAGAAGCUCCUCCACUUGGGUGAUAGUUUUUACAAUUCUGGGCAUUGUCGUAGGUGACUAUUGCGCCGAUGCAUUACAAAAUCCUAGUCGAGCAUAUUUACUAGAUGUAUGCAGCGAAGAGGAUCAUACACGUGGUCUCAGCACAUUCACCGUAUUGGCCGGAUGUGGAGGUACAGUCGGAUAUGCUCUGGGAUCUGUUGAUUGGGAUAACAGCGCUUUAGGUCGUUCGAUGGGAGGUCAUGUAAAUACUGUGUUCCUUCUAACAACAAUCAUGUUCACAUUUUGUGUUAUUUUGUCGAUUACGACAUUUCGCGAAGUUCCUUUAAAAAUGAUCCAUAAAGUUGAAAAGCAAUACAGAGAACAUUGCAGUAAAUAUGCUUUUUCCAACAUCAAUGAUGAUCUGGACCAAGAAGACACCGCGAUGAAAGGCGAGAAGGGAUCCGAGCAAAACUCUCCGGAUAAGGAUGGUAAAGAAGGUUCGUUAUGUUUGAACAUCGAACCAGCAACAAAAGAACAGUCGAGCCAGUCGAAGAGCAAUUGUCAUAAAGGAGACUUGCUCAAAUCAAAUCAGAAAGAUUCUCAAGUUUCACAGGAGGAAGAUGACUAUUAUGAUGAGAGCAUGCCGAGCCUUGAUGUGUAUCUAUCGUCGAUUGUUAAACUUCCAUACUCGAUACGGAUACUUCUGGUGACAAAUGUGCUAUGUUGGAUGUCACAUGUAUCUUACUCGCUGUAUUUUACAGAUUAUGUCGGCGAAGCUGUAUUCGGCGGUGAUCCAAAGGCUCCGAGCAACUCGAAAGAAAAGUUUGCCUAUGAAGAAGGUAUCCGAUUUGCGUGCUUGGGAAUGACUGUAUACUCGUUUAGUUGUUUAAUAUGCUCAUUAACGAUGGAAAAGAUAAUACGAAGAUUUGGAUUGAAGAAAGUUUACAUCGCCAACAUAACCAUCGAUACGUUUUCAAUGUUCCUAAUGUACUAUUUUAACUGCAAAUUCGCCGUAAUAUUAUUUUCAUUCGCCAGUGGCGUUUUAUAUUGUACCAUUUUCACCAUCCCUUACAUCAUUGUUGCACGUUAUCACUCAUUAAACGUGUUCGAAGUAGACGAAAACGGAGAACACGUACACUGCAAACAAGUACGAGGUCUCGGUACAGAUAUUUCCAUCAUCGGAAGCUCGGUAUUUAUCGCUCAAUUCAUCCUAUCGUGUUUCAUAGGUUUGAUAGUAGAUUGGUACGGAUCAACUCUUGCAGUACCUUUGACUUGCUGUGUACUCUCAGCUAUGGCAGUUUUGGCAUCUACUCGAGUCGUAUAUUUGGAUUUAUAAUCGUAGCGUUAAGAAUAAUGUAUAAGCUAUAUCUGUGGUCAAUAUCAAAUAAUCAAACAGGUACUCCAACUUACCUACCUAAAUGAAUGCAUUAGGCCAAAAAGGCCAUGGUCAGGUCACGAGUAAAAUUAUCGUGGAGCUAAGUAAGAUUUCCUGUGCAGCAUGUUCUUAUACUCGUAUCUCGUACAAUGUUAAAUACCCUGUAAUGGGGUUGCGAUUAUCAUGCAAUUUAAAUCUUAUGCGCAGCGUGCUGCGUGUCUGCUUGGCUGAAUACACCGUAGUAAACAUUAUACAUUUAUUCUACUUAUAUAAACAAAUACCAGCAAAACAUUCGCGCAUAUAACGACACUAAAGAUACCAGAUAACGAAAUAAUGCUCCACUCGACAUUUUUUUUUCUCUACCCAUUUUACGUUUCAUAUAAGGCAAAACGAGCGAAAAAAGUAACAUCCUUAACAACGUAAUUAGCGUUACAGCCUUUUUAGUAGAGAAAAUUGCCAUGUUACUUUGGCGAUCUCCAUUUUAAAUUCGUUACCUAGUAUUAUUCUUCUUAUAUUCGCUGUGUAAAUACACCCCGUCUUCUUGCACAAGACAAUUCGAUUAAAAUUACGUUUUUUUAUAUUCAUUUCAUCGUUAGAUAAACUACGAGUAUGUGUAGUGUGAUUAUAUGUAUGUACGUAUUAUAGGUACGUAAUCGUUUUUUUCUCUUCUCGUUGUUCUUUUUUAUGUAUGUACGUUAGCUUUACGAUAAGCUGUAUUUUAUAGAGCGACAUGCUAAUGCGUUGUGUAUUUUUAUUACAAUAAAUCCUGUCGAUAUAUUUUUUGUAAACUGGA